Molecule: messenger RNA, 681 nt
Organism: Alligator mississippiensis (American alligator)
Lineage: Eukaryota; Metazoa; Chordata; Crocodylia; Alligatoridae
Product: nicotinamide N-methyltransferase-like
Exons: 4
Coding region: 1-681 (226 amino acids)
Cellular component (GO): cytosol
Molecular function (GO): N-methyltransferase activity
Source: RefSeq, a predicted model, not a curated record
AUGGCUGCCUUCACUGGAGGGGAGGUCUACAAGACAGAGUUCGAGCCCAUGGCGUACCUGGAAUACUUCAAGUUUGGACGAGGCACCUUGGGGGAUGAGUCCCUCACAUUUGUCCUGAAACACUACUGCAAAACCUUCACUUUGGGUGCUGUGACAGGCCACACCCUGAUUGAUAUUGGCAGUGGACCCACCAUUUACCAGCUGCUUUCUGCCUGUGAGUCAUUUAAGGAGAUCAUUGCUUCGGAUUACAUAGACCAAAAUUGCCAGGAGCUGCUGAAGCGGCUGAAGAACGAGCCCGGAGCAUUUGACUGGACUCCGGUGGUGCAGCACGUGUGUGAGCUGGAGGGAGACAGGAACAAAUGGGCUGAGAAAGAGGGUAAGUUACGAGGAGCCAUCAAACGUGUCCUAAAAUGUGAUGUCCACAAAAGCAACCCCUUGGAUCCCGUUGUCCUGCCUCCGGCCGACUGCCUGGUCUCAUCGCUGUGCUUGGAAGCUGCCUGCAAAGACCACAGCUCGUACUGCGCCGCUCUGAGGAACGAAUUUUUGAGGGGGGCCCUUAGUGCAACUGGCUUUGCCAUCCAGGAGUUUGACGUCCUCUCCAGGGACGACGACACCAUGCAGGAAAUCUACCAUUUCUCUGGGAUGUACUUCAUUGUCGCCCGCAAAGAGAAAGCGAUUUAA